Erinaceus europaeus (western European hedgehog) is the source of this 3096-nucleotide messenger RNA. RefSeq names its product triggering receptor expressed on myeloid cells like 2 (gene TREML2). NCBI's taxonomy places the organism in Eukaryota, Metazoa, Chordata, Mammalia, Eulipotyphla, Erinaceidae. The transcript has 5 exons. The record is from RefSeq and is a predicted model, not a curated record. Gene Ontology annotation, biological process: T cell activation. The coding region runs from base 82 to 1053 and encodes 323 amino acids. Gene Ontology annotation, molecular function: signaling receptor activity. Gene Ontology annotation, cellular component: cell surface.
UGGCUGACCUGAGAGGUGUGCUCUAUUCAGGCCUGGGCCAUAACGUUGGAUCAGCGGGCUAUCCUGGCUUCCUGCUGGCUUAUGAUUGACCCCCACCUGGAUGGAGCCAUGGACCCCACGUUCCCACUGCUUCUGCUGCUGUGGCUCCAGGGCCGAGUCUCAGGUAUCCCUACAGAGCAAGUGUAUUCCAAAGUGCGGCACUUUGAAGGGGAGACUCUGACUGUGCAGUGCAACUUCAAACACCGCAAAAACCACUUCGGAGACAAAAUCUGGUGCAAAGUCAGGAGGAGAAAGUGCGAGUCUGGAUUCACCCGGGUCUGGGCACCAGAACCUCGUUACCUGCUGCAGGAAGACAUCAAGGCCAAAGUAGUCAACAUCACUAUGGCAGCACUAAUGCUCCAGGACUCUGGCAAGUACUGGUGCAUGCGCAACAUUUCAGGCACCCUCUACCCUCUGAUGGGUUUCUGGCUGGAAGUGUCUGCAGCCCCCACAACCAAGAGAACCACUUCUCUAGAACUUCAGACCAGCAUCCUAAAGAAUGACAUCAUCAUCACGAGUGUCCAAGUCCCCACCUCCAGUCCUUUAACCACCACGGAGCUGAUGUUUACUCCUGAACUCCUUACUUUGUCCUCUACUGCUUCCGGGACCAUCAGACUGAGUUCAGUGGCAGGCUCUAGCUUCAGCACCACCAGAUCCUCCAUCACAGGACCCCAGAGGACUGCAGAGCCCCAAACAGUGACUGCAACUCACAGCAGCAUUAGUCUGCCACCCACCUCCAGCCAAGCCGGAUCCACCACCACAGGAAUGUGCCAUACCAGCAGGUCUCUACUCAACAAACUAGCCCCCACCAGGAACCAGGAUUCUUAUGCCACUGUGCUCAUGGCUAUGCUGACCUUGCUCCCAGUGCCUCUGAUGCUGAUUGUAGUCUAUGGGUUCUGGAAGAAGAGACACAUGGGAAGUUACAAUAUUUGCAGGGUCCCUGUCAGGACUUGGAAAGAACCACCUGGAAGACCACAGCCUCCAUGGAAAUUUGUUUGCUCUGAAGACACUUAACUAAGGCAGUGGGAGCUGAAGGGACACCAGCAGGGACCCCAGGAAGCCAGAGGAGUAAAGAUUGGGGCCUGUCUGGACUGGAGCCAGAUUGGGGUCGAGAACUUGUGCAAUGCUCAAGGCCCUCCUGGAACCAAAGCUGUGCAUCCCCUGUGCAGCCCUCCUGGGUUGCCAGGACCUGGGGUGGGGCCCAGAGCAGAGGGGCUGGGCAAUUCCAGGGAGAGCCACCCAUGAGGUUCUGCUCAGAGCCACAGACCCUGGGGCCCCAGCUGGGUGACAGAGAAGCUAGAUGGUGCUGUCUACAGAGAACCUCAGCUCCUGUGGACCUAAGGAGCCUUUACUGUUAAGCUGAGGAGAGGGGAGGUUGGGCAAUUAAGACUGUCCUUUCCCUACCUCAGACCUGUGUCCUUAGCUCCCUUUUGUUCCCCUCAAGCAUCACAUGUGCUCAGAAUGCAGAGUCCCAGAGCCUGUCAAUGGCCCACAGGCACUGAUGGGGAGGAAAUAUGAUAUAAGCUCUAGGGGUUCACAGAAGUGUCCCCUCAGAUCAUGUGUCCUAUGGGUGAGCUGUUUGUCCCUCAAGUCCUAGGAGGCAGCAGAACCCACACUCCACUGCUGCUGCCUGCUGUCUGGCUCCUCCAGGAAUUCAGUGACCUGGAUGAAGCUACCCUUCAUCUGGUGACCCAGCCUAUCCCUAGAUAGUGAGCAGAGACUAAACUCAGUUCUUUCUCCUAGUCUGUACUCCUGGGUCCAACUUGCACUCCCACUGGGGUCUGAGGAAUCUCUAGAGACCGUUAGAAAAGAUAGCAUGCUCAGAGAAAAGCAGGAUCAACAGCCCCCCUGGGGUGGGUGUGCUAAUUACUUCCUGGGAAGAAAGAACGUCCUAUGGCCCAGCAAAGACAAACCAUAGCCUGGAGGAUGGCUCAGUGGAGGGUGGGAUGGAGAUGGGGCCAGGAGCCAGGGUGAGAACCCAAGGGCUUGUGCAGUUUGGCCCUUCUGCAUUGCCUCAUAUCCCAGAAGUCAAGACUUAGCUUUUUUUUUGAGCAAAGGCUGGAGAAUAGGAAUUGAGUCCCCCCCCCCCCCGCCCCACAUUCCCCCAUGUCUGCCUACCUGGAGCAACUGGAAUAAACACCUGGAAACAGAGGUGGGCCUCCUAGAUAUAAAAGUGAAUGGAGUGGUCAGGACAGUGACACCGCCAGGGUGGACAGCUGACAGAGUCACUCCAGAAUGGACAUGGGAGAGCAGAAGGAGCAGGGGGAAAAAUUCAAGGACAACUGGGAAGAAGUAUCUUUUCCCAAUGUCUAAAAGAGAGCCCUUGAGGGGAGGUUCCAGUUGAGGAUUUGACUAGUCAGGUGACUGGAAAUGUGUAUACGCACCCACAUCGGCCCGCCUUCUUAGAGAAUGUGGCUACCAUCCUGGGGUCUAACUCUCCAGGAGAAAUGUUCUUGUGCACUGAGGAGCUCAUGUUCACUCCUUAGCGAUUCUGAAGCUGCACCACUGACCACCUUCUCUGCAGAAGAGCAGGAUGCCCCAUGGAAGAGCCCUGGACAUGGCUAUGGGGCAGUGCCCAAGGGUGUCUCUUGUUAUUUUGUGACCCUCUGCAAGUCACUAACCUCUUCAGGCCUCAUUGCUUCUCUCUUGUGAAAAGAGAUGCUAAUUCCUACCUCUUAAGACUAUUUUCAGAAUAAAAUGAAGUAACAUGAAACUUACACAACUAAACCAAUGGCAUGUGAUUAACAUUGAUCCUCAAAUGUUUUUUUUUUCCUUCCUCAGCUAUAAUUUGUGUGUAAUGUUCUACAUUUAAAAUAUUUGAUCCCUAGAGCUAGAGAUAGCUCACUUGGUAGAAUGCACACUUUACCAUGUGCAGAGACCUGGGUUCCAGUCUCUGGUUACCAUACGGGAGCACAUGCUGGGUAGGAGGGGUCUGCCUCAGAAGCAGUGGAACAGUGCUGGGGUGUGUUUGUCUCUCUUUUCCCCUCUAUUAAAAAAGAAAAAAGAACCCAGGAGUAGAAGAAUCAUGAAAACACAGAGACCUAGAAACAAUGCUGA